Molecule: messenger RNA, 1355 nt
Organism: Rhodamnia argentea
Lineage: Eukaryota; Viridiplantae; Streptophyta; Magnoliopsida; Myrtales; Myrtaceae
Product: probable carboxylesterase 120
Exons: 1
Coding region: 76-1053 (325 amino acids)
Molecular function (GO): hydrolase activity
Source: RefSeq, a predicted model, not a curated record
GAGAACUCCGACGUCCUUUAAAGAUAACAGUUUCCAGCUCUUCUUUCUUCGCUCCUCCCCUCGAGGAAAGCAAACAUGGCCGGUCAACAUCCCGAUCUUGAUCCAGCUCCGGCCUUCGAUGCCUACGAUUACCUCAAAAUCGUCCUCAACCCGGACGGCACGAUCACGCGCGGCCUCGACGAUCCAACUACCCCCGCCGUGCCCGAUCCCGACCACCCCGUCGCCGUCCGCACCAAGGACGUCCCUCUCGACCCGACCCACAACACUUGGGCCCGGAUCUACGUGCCUCGCGCAUCACCACCGCCCGACCGAAAACUGCCGCUCAUCGUGUAUUACCACGGCGGCGGUUUCAUAUUGUUCUCCCCGUCCUCAGCGAUAAACCAAAAUCUCUGCUCCCUCGUGGCGGCGAAGCUCGGUGCCGUCGUCGUCUCCCCGGCUACCGCCUCGGCUCCGGCGCACCGUCUCCCCGCGGCCUACGACGAUGCCAUGGAGGCCCUCCGCUGGGUCAGGACCGCCGAGGAGGAGUGGCUGCGCGAGCGCGUUGACUUCUCGCGGUGCUUCCUGAUGGGCUCGAGCGCGGGGGGGAACAUCGCAUACCAUGCGGGCCUGCGCGCAUGCGCCGCCGCGGCCGAUCUGGACCCGUUGGUGAUCAGAGGGCUGAUAUUGCACCACCCCUUCUUCGGUGGGUCCCAGAGGACCGAGUCGGAAGUGAGGCUGUUCAACAACCCGGUCCUGCCGGUGAACGUGGCGGACGUGAUGUGGGAGCUGGCGCUGCCGGCCGGCGCCGACCGGGACCACGAGUAUUGCAAUCCCAUGGCUGGGGAGAGAUCGGAGGAGUGGGAGAGGAUGAGAAGGCAGGGGUGGCGAGUGGUGGUGGCGGGCGGCGGCGGAGAUCCGCUGGUAGAUCGGCAGAGGGAGUUGACGGCGGAGAUGGAGGCGAAGGGCGUGGAAGUGGCGGGCUUUUUCGGCGGCGAAGGCGAUUAUCAUGGAGUGGAGGUGCUGGAGCCGGCUAAGGCGGAGUUGUUUGUCGAGAAACUGAAAGGCAUCGUUUGAGCCAGCGGCCCGGCACGGGCAGACAAGCGGCGGUCAAAGACGGAUGCCAACAUUCGAAUAAGAACAACCUCAUUUCUUGUAAGGAAGCGAAGAUGAGCAGCAUAAAUGUUUUCAUGCAUCAUCCUUAUCUUCGCCAUAUGAAAAGGCGUAACUUCCAACCGCCAUGAAAGUGAUGUUGUUAUGCACACAAGCUUUUCUUUUGCACUCUUUCUCCCUUCCUUUCCAAUCGUUGAUGGGGAGGGCCAAUCCGGAUCCUAAACCCGGAGGCUUCGACCCGGGUUUUGUAUUUUUGAUUAAUUCUC